UCACCUCUGUAGCAACUCCCUCAUCUCGCCUUUCCACCAGUCAACUCUUCACUGUAGUUUCUGUGAGCCGCUUCACAGCUGAGUGACAGUGGACGUGUCUACGUGUCUCUGUGUUGUUGGAUGAAAACUCUGCAAAAUGCAGCCGCGGCCCUGAGAAUGAGAGAAGGUGUGUUUGUUGUGUGACUCAGCCCGUGUCUAGCCAUGGAGAAGCCCUGGAGGCUGUGGGGGGCCGUGGAGCGUUGUACCCUCGCCCUGGUCUCCUGGUCCUGGGGGGCCUGUCGAGUCUCCCUGUUGGCCCUCAUCCUCACCUUCCACCUGUACGGAGGGUUUUUUCUCCUCGCUCUCAUCCUGGCCUCAGUCGCAGGCAUCCUCUACAAAUUCCAGGACGUGCUCCUCUACUUCCCUGACCAGCCCUCCUCCUCUCGUCUCUAUGUCCCCAUGCCCACCGGAAUCCCACAUGAGAAUGUCCACGUCCGCACCAAGGACGGUGUGAAGCUCAACCUCAUCCUGCUUCGUUACACAGGAGGGGACACGCCCCCUGGAGUCACCCCUGGGAAUCCAAACAGCCCCACAUCCUCUGCUCCACCUACCAUCCUUUAUUUCCAUGGCAACGCUGGCAAUAUUGGUCACCGGGUGCCCAAUGCCCUGCUGAUGCUGGUCAAUCUAAAAGCCAAUGUAGUGCUGGUGGACUAUCGUGGCUAUGGAAAGAGUGAGGGUGAGCCCAGUGAGGAUGGGCUGUACCUGGAUGCAGAGGCCACACUGGACUAUGUCAUGACCCGUCCUGAUCUGGACAAGACAAAGGUGGUACUCUUUGGCCGCUCACUAGGAGGCGCUGUGGCCGUGCGCUUGGCAUCGGCCAACCCUCACCGGGUAGCAGCCAUCAUUGUUGAAAACACCUUCCUCAGCAUUCCCCACAUGGCAGCGACGCUCUUCUCCUUCAUACCGAUGCGCUUGCUGCCCCUGUGGUGCUACAGGAAUCAGUUCCUGUCCUAUCGACAGGUGGCGCUGUGCCGCAUGCCCUCGCUGUUUGUGUCUGGCCUGUCAGACCAGCUCAUCCCACCAGUCAUGAUGAAACAACUGUAUGAGCUGUCGCCUGCACGGACUAAACGCCUGGCCAUCUUUCCAGAGGGAACGCACAACGACACGUGGCAGUGUCAGGGCUACUUCGCUAGUCUGGAGCAAUUCAUGAAAGACCUGCUGAAGAGCCACGCCCACGAGGAGAGUAAUCAGACCUCAGCCAGCGUCACCAUCAUCUGAAAAUCCAUCCGUCGGGGAGGGACUGUCGACUUCUACUUAGGGGCUGGAUGAAGUCACAAAACUUGAUUUGAGGGACUUAAUUUUUUUUUUUUGAAAGAAUGUACAUUUUCUAUGCUUUUUUCUGGGUUUUUAUUUAAUCUUACUCUUUCUGUGAUUUUACCUUUUGUCAAAAUGUCUAUUUUGACUAUUUCAAGGAAUUUGAGCGGGUAACAAACCCUCAAGGGAUCUUUUGUGUUGCCGCUAUGAAUGCAUGUUUUUAUGACAUUUCAUGAAUGACUCCAGAACAUACACCCACACGGCAAGACAUGUCACAACCACAGAAGAAUCAGCUGUAACAGGUCGGCAGAUAUGAAUAAAAAUGUAACAGUUUAAUGACCACGUUUCAGAGAAAGUUGAUUACUACUUGAAAUUAACACUUCUUUUAGUAUACAGUAUCAGACACUGAUAUCAUGUAGGCCUAUACUGUAUAUAUACAGUACACUCAUAUAUAUUAAAUCUGUUAAUAUUUUGCACUUUUUGGACCCUUUUUGUUAAGAUUUUUGUGUUUAAGUGUUCGCAAACAACAGCAAUACUUGGAGGAGCAUAAGGAUCUUUGUUUUUUUUCUCUACCCUUUGGGCUAGGAGUACUUGCAGCAGCUUGGCAUGUCAUGACAGUGUGGUGAUUAAUAUUUAUAUAUUUGACUGGAAAUAUUGUCAGAUACCGCAGCUUAACAAGAGUUUGUGAUAUUGAGUAAAUAUUCAGUGAGGAAAAAAGCAUUGACUGAGAUGAAGUGCUCAGAAAGAUUGGGUGACAUGCUUCCUUCCGCCUUUAAAAAUAUGUUUCCUGUCGAUCUGCUUCAGUGUGUUUGGAAGAAGCUAAAAGAGAUUCUCCUUGUUACUGUGUCCUUUUAAAACAACAACUAUCACAAAAUGAGUUUACCAUCAAAUGGCCUCCAGUUGCUUUGGAUCUUGUAAUGUGGAGCAAUUGCCCCAUGUGUGGUUUGCUAUUAAAGAAUGGAUUCAGAUUUC
Messenger RNA from Limanda limanda (common dab), 2265 nucleotides. RefSeq names its product abhydrolase domain containing 13 (gene abhd13). Gene Ontology annotation, cellular component: membrane. Gene Ontology annotation, molecular function: palmitoyl-(protein) hydrolase activity. The record is from RefSeq and is a predicted model, not a curated record. The transcript is spliced from 2 exons. Lineage: Eukaryota; Metazoa; Chordata; Actinopteri; Pleuronectiformes; Pleuronectidae. The coding region runs from base 202 to 1257 and encodes 351 amino acids.